Cucurbita maxima (winter squash) is the source of this 842-nucleotide messenger RNA. RefSeq lists its product as uncharacterized. NCBI's taxonomy places the organism in Eukaryota, Viridiplantae, Streptophyta, Magnoliopsida, Cucurbitales, Cucurbitaceae. The transcript is spliced from 5 exons. Bases 94 to 567 code for a protein of 157 amino acids. The record is from RefSeq and is a predicted model, not a curated record.
UUUAAUUUUAUCAUUUUAGUCUCUCUUAUAAUUUCCUCUGGUUGGACUCACAAUCUACAAGGUUUUGAUUAAAAUCCUUCUCUCUCUCUAGAAAUGGGGUUCUUCUCUUUCCUUGGUCGGCUACUCUUUGCCUCCCUCUUCAUCCUCUCCGCCUGGCAAAUGUUCAACGAGUUUGGCACUGAUGGUGGACCUGCUGCAAAGGAACUGCUUCCAAAGUUGAACACUCUUAGGUCAAACGUCUCUGCUAGAUUUGGAUUCAACCUUCCUGUCAUUGAUGUUUCCCAUUUAGUUGCUGCAUUCCUGUCUCUGAAAGGCAUUGGCGGGCUACUCUUUGUUUCUGGGAGUCAGAUUGGAGCUUAUCUUCUGCUUCUCUACUUGGCAAUUAGCAGCCCAAUUCUAUUUGAUUUCUUCAACUAUGGCCGUGGGAAUUCCCAAUAUAACCUACUAUUGAAUGAUUUCUUAUUGCACGUCGCACUUGCUGGUGCAUUGCUCUUCUUCAUCGGAACGAAGAAUUCGAUUUCGAGGAGGCAACAGAAGAAGAAGGCACACAAAGCCAAAACAAACUAGAAAUGUAAGAGAAACCACUACUUCAACUCGAAAUCGUUCCUUUUAAUUCCCUUCGCCCAGGUCGGGGCUCGGGUGGAAAGAUGGGAUUGGAUUGCUCGAUAUUGAUGUGGGUUUUCAAAAAGCUUCUUAUUUAUAAUUCCUUUUUGUAAUCAUAGGUUUACUCAUUUAGGAAUUUUAGUCCACUUUUGACUGUCAAAUGGAUAUGAAGGGAUUUAAGCAUAUGUUUUUCUCCAUUCAAACUGUUUUAUGAGGAUUAGAAUCUUUUGUUGAGUUAA